AUGUCGUUAGCACGCAAAGCGGUCAAUGUGGUCGUCACGGCCGACUCGAUUUGCCCAUUCUGUUACCUCGGAUACACGAAACUCAACAAGGCUGUCGCCACUGCAAAAAGCAAGAAUCUUCCGUUGGAUAUUACCGUGCGCUUUGUACCAUAUCAAUUGGACCCCUCCCUUCCUACGACAUACGCCGUUUCCAAACGCGACCAUUAUCAAAACAAAUUUGGCGCCGCGCGUUUCGCGCAAAUGGAGCCAUUCAUGCAAUCCAGGUUUGCAUCAGAGGGCCUCAGCAUCACCUACGAGGGGAUGCUCCGUCAAACAACUCUCUCGCACCGUCUCAUCGCCAAGGCUUUUCACGUCGGCGGAGAAAGUCUACAGCAGCGCGUCAUCGAAGAAGUGUACAAGACGUAUUUCAGCCAAGGCAAAGAUAUCGGCGAUGUCGCCGUGUUGGCUCCUAUCGCUGCUCAGACGGGUGUUUUCAAGGAUGAAGAACAGGCCAAGGCAUGGUUGGAAGGCAGUGAGGGUGUAGAAGAGUACGAGAGAGGGAUUCUUGAAGCGCAGAAUUCGGGGAUCAGUGGCGUACCAUUCUUCAAGAUUAACGACAAGUGGGCCAUCUCCGGUGCGCAGGAUACUGAACUUUUUGUUAGCGUAUUCGAACGAAUCGCAAGCGGCAAGCUCAUAUAA
Serendipita indica DSM 11827 is the source of this 678-nucleotide messenger RNA. The record is from the annotation of a GenBank genome assembly. Lineage: Eukaryota; Fungi; Basidiomycota; Agaricomycetes; Sebacinales; Serendipitaceae.